AUGUAUCGUACUGGUAUAGCAGGCAGUAAAGGAACCGGGCGCACGUACCUCAUGAACUUCACCAACGAGUGCAUAGCCGAGCACCAGAGCCGUCCAGCAGCCGCCUCGACCGAACAGGCCGAGGCGGCGAGGGCCCCGAUGGACUUCUUGUCCAAGUUCUCCCAGAAGCACGCCAGAGACCCGGCGCGCUUCACCAUGUACCACGUCUUCGCCGGGUGCGCCUCCAACAUUGUCGCGGGCUCUGACACGACGGCGACGAGUCUGUCGGGGAUUCUCUACCAUCUGCUGAAGGCGCCGGACGUGUUCGCUCAGUUGAGGGCCGAGGCUGACCAGGUGUCAGGUCAGGCGAGGCAUAUUUCAUGGGCCCAGACGCAGAAGAUGACCUAUCUUCAAGCCGUCAUCAAGGAGGCGCUGCGGCUUCACACGGCUGUCGCGCUUCCGAUGGAUCGAGUCGUACCGACAGGCGGCGUGGAGAUUGAUGGCAAUUUCUUUCCCGAAGGUACGCUUCGACCCAAGUCGGGGGAGCCCAACACCCCUAGCGCUCAUGAAGAAGGCAACACAACGCCGUAUGACAUCCCACGCAAACAGGAGCCGCCCAUCCAGUGA
Verticillium alfalfae VaMs.102 is the source of this 606-nucleotide messenger RNA. RefSeq lists its product as hypothetical. Bases 1 to 606 code for a protein of 201 amino acids. Lineage: Eukaryota; Fungi; Ascomycota; Sordariomycetes; Glomerellales; Plectosphaerellaceae. Gene Ontology annotation, molecular function: iron ion binding; heme binding; monooxygenase activity. The record is from RefSeq and is a predicted model, not a curated record. The transcript is spliced from 2 exons.